AUGUACUGUAUUAUAGCUACAGUGCGCACGGUUUCAAUACGAUCCAGCAAACGCUUCCUUCUUGACUUCCCUCUGCUAUUGAUCCGACAUCUCGAAAAUGUGCAAGAUAUUGCUCGUGAUCCUUGCCUUCUUUAUUCCUCCUCUUGCCGUGCUGUUGGAUCGAGGUUGUCGUCGAGAAUUUUGGUUGAACUGCCUGCUUACGUUGUUGUUCUUCAUACCUGGCGUGAUACACGCUAUCAUAAAGUUGUUGUUGUUCAACCACAUACUCACUACGUUCCACAACCGGUAGUGGUCGCACAGUAUCAACCUACCGUCGGUCAACCAUACGUGAUUGGUCAGGGUGCACAGCCAACGACGAUUGGACAGGGAACUGUCGCGUAUCAGUCAGCACCUGUGUAUCCUGCUGCUAAGUAA
Necator americanus (New World hookworm) is the source of this 414-nucleotide messenger RNA. RefSeq lists its product as uncharacterized. The transcript has 4 exons. Gene Ontology annotation, cellular component: membrane. Bases 1 to 414 code for a protein of 137 amino acids. Lineage: Eukaryota; Metazoa; Nematoda; Chromadorea; Rhabditida; Ancylostomatidae. The record is from RefSeq and is a predicted model, not a curated record.